AUGAAUGAUCAGGUGGCACCAGGUUUUAGGUUCUACCCAACAGAGGAAGAACUCGUUUCAUUCUAUCUGCGUAAUAAGCUUCAAGGCACAAGAGUAGAGGAUAUCAACAGGGUUAUACCAGCUCUUCAUAUUUGUGAUUACAAUCCAUGGGAUCUUCCAGAAUUUGCAGGAGAGCGUUGUCGUGGAGAUCUAGAGCAAUGGUUUUUCUUCGUUCCAAGGCAAGAAAGGGUAGCCCGUGGAGGAAGACCUAACCGGCUCACGGCACAAGGAUACUGGAAAGCAACUGGCUCUCCUAGUUUUAUAUAUUCUUCACAAGAUCGUGUAAUUGGUAAGAAGAGAACAAUGGUUUUCUAUGCAGGAAGAACUCCACAUGGAAGAAAGACUGUGUGGAAGAUGAAUGAGUAUAAAGUGAUUGAAUUUUCUGAAGUUUCCUCUUCAACUACUGGAAAUCCACAGUUACGGGAAGAGCUCAGCUUAUGCCGAGUCUACAGAAAAACAAAAGGCAUGAGGGCGUUUGACAGAAGGCCACCGCCACCAGAUGAAGUUGUUGAAGGCCACCAAUCAGUGGCGGCACACCACCAAAAUGUGGAAGCAACAUCUCAACAAAACCAUCCAGUAGCAGAUAAAACUAAUUACUUAUUUGAUAAUUCAUCAUCUGAAGAUCAUCAUAUUCCUAAUAACAUCUUGGAUAUGGCUGUUGAAGACAAUGAACCUAGCUCUUGGGACUGGGAAUGGUUUGAUUUUACAAAAUUUUGA
Fraxinus pennsylvanica is the source of this 756-nucleotide messenger RNA. NCBI's taxonomy places the organism in Eukaryota, Viridiplantae, Streptophyta, Magnoliopsida, Lamiales, Oleaceae. The record is from the annotation of a GenBank genome assembly.